UAUUUUCUCAUAGAUGUCCUUACACCAUAGAACACCUAAAAGCUCCUUCAAACCUUCAAAACUCUUUCUCUCUCUAUCUUCUCCUUCUCUCUCUAGCUUUAGCCAAUGGAGAUGAACACACCCAAAAUCCAAAAAAGAAAUUUCAAGCCAAAACUUAUUCUACAAAUAACAUUUCCACUAAUUUUAUUUACUAUAAUCACACUACAAUUAUUAUCCAAGAAUAUUUACCUCAAAAGAUCAUUUCCACCAUCAUCAUUAUUACAUGUUAAUUAUGUUGAAUUUCCUUCUACAAAAAUAGAGUUAACCCAAAAAACAAGCCCAAAAAAAUGUGAUCUUUUUUCAGGUGAAUGGGUCCAAAAUAUGGAGGCUCCAUAUUAUACAAAUGAUAGUUGUAGGGUGAUCCAACAACACCAAAAUUGCAUGAAAUAUGGAAGACCCGAUACUGAAUUUAUGAAGUGGAAAUGGAUGCCAAAUGGGUGUGAAUUACCCGUUUUUAACCCUUACCAUUUUUUGGACAUUGUUAAGGGUAAAUCUUUGGCUUUUGUUGGUGAUUCUGUUGCUAGAAAUCAUAUGCAAUCCUUGAUUUGUCUUUUGUCUCGGGUGGAACACCCUUUGGAUAUUUCCCCCACAAAAGAUGAUAAUUUCAAACGUUGGUACUAUCAAUCCUACAACUUCACACUAGUUAUAUUAUGGAGCCCAUUUCUUGUGAAAACCCAAGACAACGACCCAAAUGGCAAAACUGGAAAGACUUUUGUUGGGCUUUUCCUCGACGAGCCUAAUGAGGAUUGGACGGCCCAGAUCGAUGGGAUUGACUACAUCAUUAUAUCCGCGGGCCAUUGGUUUUUCCGGCCCCUUAUAUAUUAUGAGAAGCGGCGUUUUAUGGGUUGUCGUUAUUGUGAGAUCGAUAAUCUCACCGAAUAUUCCCUCUCCUUUGGGUACCGAAACGCGUUUAAAACCGCGUUUCGGGCCAUCUUGGAGAGGGAAAGUUUCAAAGGUACAGUUUAUUUGAGGACCUUUGCUCCCUCUCACUUUGAAGAGGGAGAGUGGGAUCAUGGAGGGGAUUGCUUAAAGAAAAGGCCUAUUAAGAGUAAUGAAACUAAUUUUGAAGGAGAAAAUUUGGAAAUGUAUACAGCCCAAAUAGAGGCUUUCCAGGAGGCCCAAAAGUUGGCCCAACAACGUGGGCUAAAGUUUGAGCUCAUGGAUAUGACUCGGCUUAUGUUGAUGAGGCCCGACGGCCACCCAAGUGUGUAUGGACGUCCAGCCAAUUUGAAUGUGACAUGGCCCAGUGAUUGUGUCCAUUGGUGUUUGCCUGGUCCCAUUGAUAGUUGGAACGAUUUUUUGCUUGAGUUGUUAAAAAGUGAAAAGAAGAAUUUUCAAUAAGAUUAGAUUACAAAUGAGGAUAUAUUGUUAAUUACAUAAUACAUGAAGGAAUUUAGCAAUUGCUAAUAUAUAUAUAGGGGAUUUGUAUAGAAGAAUACCAAAUUGCUACAAGUUACAUACUCCCUCCGUUUCAGAAUAGUAUGAACUUUUACUUUUA
Messenger RNA from Beta vulgaris subsp. vulgaris (sugar beet), 1537 nucleotides. Its product is annotated as protein trichome birefringence-like 19. The coding region runs from base 106 to 1380 and encodes 424 amino acids. Gene Ontology annotation, cellular component: Golgi apparatus. The record is from RefSeq and is a predicted model, not a curated record. Gene Ontology annotation, molecular function: O-acetyltransferase activity. NCBI's taxonomy places the organism in Eukaryota, Viridiplantae, Streptophyta, Magnoliopsida, Caryophyllales, Amaranthaceae. The transcript has 2 exons.